UCUUUCGUCUGGUUGGGUGGAGAGAGAAGGAGCACGCGAGGAAGCGAAGAGACAGAGAUAAGGGAGAGAGAGAGGUGAGGUGUGUGAGCAAUAAAUACAAAUCGAGGUCCGAACUGCCUCCAUGGCGGCGUUUGCAGGCGUCCUCGAAUUCCUCUCCUGCACCCACUCCUCUCUCACAUCUCUCUUCUCCCUUCUCUUCUUCUCCCUCUUCUUUAUAUAGCCUCACACUUCACCUCGCCACCUCAAAAAGCAGCCGCUUGCUUGCUUGCUUGUGUUCUCUACCACUACUCAGCUAACCUCCUCCUCCAGAUACUACUUCUAGUGAGAGAAAGAGAGCCUUAGACCCGAGAGGCCAGGAGAGGAAAGGAAUUAACCAAGAAGAGGAGGAUUAGAGGCGAACUUCCUAUUUUCAGCAAAGGCAAGGUGAGCAGUACUGGUAGUGGUAGUUCUGAUGAGUGAUGAGGAGCUAGUGUAGGUGCUAGGAGAGAGGAAGGGGAGCUGAGAAGGCUUCUUUGUGUAGUUGCACUCGCUCAUCUUGAUGGGUGGUGGUUGCUGCCUCGCAUGGCUGGGUUCUCUCUGAGAGGCGGCGGAGGAGGAGGAGGGGGGAGAGGCGGCGACCGCGGCGGUGAUCACCCGAUCGGCGCCGACAGCCUGUUCCUGUACGCGCGCGGGGCCGCCGCCGCCGCCGCCGCUGCCGACACGGCGGGCAGCGGCGGCGGGGGCGGGGGGAUAGGGUUCCAGCUGUGGCACCCGCACCAGCAGGCUGCAGCGGCCGCGCCGCACACGUCGCAGUUCUUCACCUCCGGCGUGGCCACGGGCGUCGUGCUGGGGUUCUCGCCGCAUGACGGAGGUGGCGGGAUAGGCGGCGCGGGCGGCGGCGGUGCCGGGGGCGGCAGGGCGGGGACGAGCUGCCAGGACUGCGGCAACAACGCCAAGAAGGACUGCUCACACAUGCGGUGCCGCACCUGCUGCCGCAGCCGCGGGUUCAACUGCCCCACCCACAUCAAGAGCACCUGGGUGCCCGCCGCCAAGCGUCGCGACCGCCAGCAGCAGCUCGCCGCGCUCUUCCGCGGCGCGGCCAACAACAGCGCCAGCGCCACCGCUGCGGUUGCGGCCGCCAGCAAGCGGCCGCGCGAGCUCGCCCGCUCCCUCGGUCGCUUGCCGUCGGCCACCUCCGCCAUGGUCGCCACCACAACUUCCUCAGGGGACGGCAGCGGCGGGAGGUUUCCACCGGAGCUGAGCGUGGAGGCUGUGUUCCGGUGCGUGCGGAUCGGGGCGGUGGACGAGCAGGACGCGGAGCUCGCGUACCAGACGGCGGUGAGCAUCGGCGGGCACACGUUCAAGGGGAUCCUGCGUGACCACGGCCCGGCAGACGACGCGGCGGUGGGCCAACUGCCGCCGUCCUCGACAGAGUACCACCAGCUGACGCAGGGGAGGGAAGGGUCGUCGCCGGCCGGGAGCAGCGAGGCGGCGGCCACGGCGGCGACGUCCGCGGCGGUGCUGAUGGACCCCUACCCGACGCCGAUCGGCGCCUUCGCCGCAGGCACCCAGUUCUUCCCUCAUAACCCUAGAACUUAGCUAGCUAGCUAGCUGCUUCAAUUCCUAUCCUAGCUUAAUUCCUUCAUGGUUUCAUUUACUUCCAAAGAUGAUGAGCAUGAGCUAAGUCGUCGUCAUGAUCAGCAAACAAAAUCAAGACAAGAAGAAGAGAAGAGAUUUAAAUUAUUACUACUCAUUCGAGCCAUUGAUCGAUCGAUGAACACUAAUGCGCGAUCGAUCGAGCAUAAUGUUGCAUUGUUACCUACUUGUUGAUUAAUUAGCCACCUUAAUGCAAUGCAAAGAGAAGAAUUUAAGUGUAGCUUCCG
Messenger RNA from Phragmites australis (common reed), 1862 nucleotides. Its product is annotated as protein SHORT INTERNODES 1-like. NCBI's taxonomy places the organism in Eukaryota, Viridiplantae, Streptophyta, Magnoliopsida, Poales, Poaceae. Gene Ontology annotation, biological process: positive regulation of DNA-templated transcription. Gene Ontology annotation, cellular component: nucleus. The record is from RefSeq and is a predicted model, not a curated record. Gene Ontology annotation, molecular function: DNA-binding transcription factor activity; DNA binding. Bases 562 to 1578 code for a protein of 338 amino acids. The transcript is spliced from 3 exons.